AAAAUAUUACUCAAAGUACAUUGGAAUAAUCAAUCCAGCCAAAUUUACUCCACCAUAUGAGGAAUAUGUUUAUUAUUCUCCUGAUAAAUGGAUAGAAGCUAAGAAACAUCAGUUAAGACGACGGUUAGAUAAGGCAGUAUACGGACCUAUUCCCGAUUUCUCAGGAAGGUUUACGUUUGAAUUAAUAAGUACUAUUAGCUAUUAUGAAAAGUACUAUGUAGUGUUGAGAAAUGGACCAGACACAGCUUUCAUGCUGGUUAGGUGA
Messenger RNA from Funneliformis caledonium, 265 nucleotides. Lineage: Eukaryota; Fungi; Glomeromycota; Glomeromycetes; Glomerales; Glomeraceae. The record is from the annotation of a GenBank genome assembly.